This is a messenger RNA of Notothenia coriiceps (black rockcod), 818 nucleotides long. Its product is annotated as tubulin-folding cofactor E. NCBI's taxonomy places the organism in Eukaryota, Metazoa, Chordata, Actinopteri, Perciformes, Nototheniidae. The transcript is spliced from 4 exons. The coding region runs from base 315 to 818 and encodes 167 amino acids. The record is from RefSeq and is a predicted model, not a curated record. Gene Ontology annotation, molecular function: protein binding.
UCGGAUCUGUAAGUGUCAUUGUGAACAUUACUCCAAAAAUAUCUUAAUUAUAGAGACCAUGCUACUUCUCAGUCCAACAGUAUGUCAUUGUUUAUGAUAAUCCUUCCAUCAUUAGGUACAGUGAAACAAUAUGAAAUGUUGACAUGUCUUCACGAUUGAAAGCUGGUUUUUCCCUUUUAGAGAAUUCAACAUGCUCUUUAGAGUUGGUCCUGUGAACCACAAGCAGCAAUGUGAUUAUCCCCAUCAUGUGAUCUACCACGGCAGUAUGAAAGAGGGCCUUUUAUCUGAGCUCUGAGCAGCUCUCAGAGGGUUGCAUGCAGCCAAAACACACAGCCUCUUCAGCUCGCGAGAGGAGAGGAACUGGAGAGGGUUCCCUGCUGAGGGUUCUUGUCAUGGAUCCUAACGCCUUAGGCCAGAGCAGCCCCUCCAGCUUCCAGUGGCUUUCCUUUGCUUACCAGGCGCUGACAGAGAUCCCAUAUGAAGCCAUCCUCCCACAGACAGACACCCUGGAGGUGCUGGACCUGAGCAACAACCUGCUGGAUGAUGUGUAUUGGAACCCGGCUCUGCUGGGGCAGCUGGAGAAGCUGAGCACUCUGAUCCUGGACUGCAACAACUACACCUCCCACAUCAAGUUCCCCUUCAUGGCCAGCGUCACCACCGUGUGCAUCAACAAGAACAACAUCAACAACCUGCCCGUGUUCGUGGAUGAAAUCCGGAGGAAGUUCCCGAACAUCAAGAUCCUCAGCAUUAUGAACAACGAGGCAGCACCGAGCUAUUUCAAUGGAGGAAGUCUGACCCAGUACACAGACUACAGGUGA